Racocetra persica is the source of this 572-nucleotide messenger RNA. NCBI's taxonomy places the organism in Eukaryota, Fungi, Glomeromycota, Glomeromycetes, Diversisporales, Gigasporaceae. The record is from the annotation of a GenBank genome assembly.
AUGGCAGAAAACUUACGUGAUGAAAAGAAGGGCCAAACUAAAACACCAGAACAAUUAGCAAAAUGUUUUCCAAUUAUGUUAAAAUUCAUCUCACCUCAUUUAUUAUCAUUGCUUAUACGUAAAAGAAUAUUCCCAUAUCAGUGGUUAACUAGUAAAAACAAAUUCAAAGAAACACAACUACCUUCUCGAAAAGAUUUUAAUAGUGACUUGGAUAGAGUAAAUUAUUGCGAGCAAGGAUGUGAAAGCAAAGAAUGUGAACAUGAGAAAAUUUACACAAUAACUCAAAAGGACUAUGAUUUUGCUCAUACAGUUUGGAAAGAAACUGAUUGUAAAACCUUUGAUGAUUAUCACAAUAUUUACCUCAAAACAGAUGUUCUUAUAUUAGCAGAUGCAUUCGAGGCAUUUCAAAAAGCAUCUUAUUCAGCAUUCAAAUUAGAUCCAGCAAAUUAUUUAACCGCACCAGGUCUUGUAUGGGAUGCGUGUAUGAAGGUAACAAAGGUAAAAUUAGAAUUAUUUAAUGAGCAUCAAGGAGAUAUGCAUGACUUCUUUACUGCAAUGAAAAGAGGAGGAAU